This is a messenger RNA of Paramuricea clavata, 626 nucleotides long. The record is from the annotation of a GenBank genome assembly. NCBI's taxonomy places the organism in Eukaryota, Metazoa, Cnidaria, Anthozoa, Malacalcyonacea, Plexauridae.
AUCAGUGUGCUGCAACGUCGGACGCCAAAUUCAAAGAAUUUAACGACGUUCUUUUGCUGACAGUGGACGACACGGAGUUUAACGAAGCUCAAAAAAUAUUAAACAAUGUCGAAAUACCCAGCAAGAAAGACGAAAGUGACAAAAACUGUUUAUUUGGAAAAAUAGGCAGAAAUAAAGUGACGCUCUUGAAAGUUCCAUACUUAAGCAAGACCUGCACUUCGUCAGGCCAUGAUGUUCUGGUUUAUGAAACAAUCCAAGAACUUAAACCGAAAGCUAUUGUUAGUAUGGGAGUUUGCGAUGGUGUAAGGAAAGAAGCACAUUUACUUGGUGAUGUCGCGGUGUCAUCACAAGUCUACUUUCUUGAGCAACAGGACGACGGUUUGUCAAAAUUUAAUCGUACAGCGUAUGAUUGCAAUUUGGGAUUGGUACGUUUGUUCGACCAUGGAAAAUUUGCGUGGGUUGGUCCUUGUGAAAAUGUGGUAGUUCCAAAAGUCUAUGUUGGUCAGUUUACGACAGGUUUACAAGAUGGUGACGACAAAAAGAAGGAUUCGCACAAAGCAGGAACCAUUGGAAUAGACACGGCGUCAAAAAGUAGGUACACUAAUGCGAGCGAUCGGACACCUUAG